Molecule: messenger RNA, 249 nt
Organism: Macrosiphum euphorbiae (potato aphid)
Lineage: Eukaryota; Metazoa; Arthropoda; Insecta; Hemiptera; Aphididae
Source: the annotation of a GenBank genome assembly
AUGUCGGCCGCCGUCCAGUGCGGUUGGCCGCAGUGUUCGUCGUCAUCGUCGUCAUCGCCACCACCGCCGCCGCCGUCGACGACGACGUCUCCCCUGGCCACACCGCCGUGGUGGCUCCAACAGUUGCAGCAGCAGCUGAUGAUGUGCAGCGGCAGCGGUGGCCACAGGAACACUACAGCUGCCCGCGGAUCUCCCGGACCGCCGCCUGCCUCUUCGGCCACAGCCGCCCAAGACCACCGAUCGGAUUAG